Hyposmocoma kahamanoa is the source of this 1582-nucleotide messenger RNA. Its product is annotated as coiled-coil domain-containing protein 96-like. Gene Ontology annotation, biological process: cilium assembly. Gene Ontology annotation, cellular component: axoneme; ciliary basal body. The transcript has 9 exons. NCBI's taxonomy places the organism in Eukaryota, Metazoa, Arthropoda, Insecta, Lepidoptera, Cosmopterigidae. The coding region runs from base 101 to 1201 and encodes 366 amino acids. The record is from RefSeq and is a predicted model, not a curated record.
UUUUCUUUGCAUGUUGUGUUUCGGAUAAUGAAAUAAAAUAAUUUUGAAGUAACCCUGUACAGAUCAAUAAAAGUUGAGUAAUUCAGUUAGAUCACGCAACAUGGCCGAAAAGUUGGAUGACAGUCAAUCCUCAAUAGAAUCUGCAAGUGAACAAGAAGGACCUGUCGAUCAAAUAGGAAAAGGCGUAGAGACUGGACCUGCUGCUAUUGAUAGAGAUGAGUACCUGGCAGCCUACAGAGACUUAGUGUUUGACCGCAUGCAAGUACAGAUGAAAAACAAUAUACUUCAUAAGCGAUUAGCUGAGUAUUAUAAAAAAAGGAAACUCGAACACGUUUUAAAGCCUUACGAAGGUCAAGAUGAUUUAGAAGAAAAAUACCACCAAAAGUUGUUUUCUUAUGAAGAUCUUAAGGAAAAAGAGCAUCGUGAAGUUGCCGAAAUAAAAGCAAAGGUGAAUGCAGUACAAGGGCAAUAUAUGGAACAAUUACAAAAGGCGGAUAAGAAAUUUCAUGAUCUUCAGACUCACGAAAGGAAUACUGGAACCGGACUUAUUUAUUCUAAAAAGGGGAAACCAAUAUCAGACAAGACCGUAGCAAGAUUCCUACACGUGCAAAGGCGCAAGACUGAACAAGCUUCAUCGAUGCAUUUAAAAUACUUACGAGUAAGAAAUGCAGUAGCUGAGUUAGAGAGCAUUGUUAAAAAGCUAGAAAGAAUCGCUCCUGGACUCUAUGUCGCACACUACGAACAACUUCGAGUAGAUCAUAUCAAUUAUAGUAACAAACUAGAAGAGCGCGAUGAUGAACUUAUUAAGAACAGAAUGAAGUGUACAGAGCACAACCAAAUAUUGGCUCACAUUAGAGAGAAGAUGCAUCACACGGAUGAGAUUAUUGACAUAACUGAAUGCGACCUUGGUGAUGCUGAAAUUGAGUACCAGAGAGCCAGAGAAGAUCUUAGUACCGUCAAGAGUCGCCGCGAUAAACUUCGCUGGUCUUUGGAAGCGGAGCGUAUGAAAGCUGGUUUGCUCACAAGAAAGGACUUACUUCGCGACUUCCAAGACGCUGUUGAUCAGUUGGCGAAAUUAAAGGAGAAGAAGAAAAGUCUUGAGCUGUCCAUAUCGAAAACAUGUAUGGAACUGCGUAACGCACGUAAAAGCGAAAAAAGGGAAGACAGUGAUUAUAGUGAUGAAUCUAAUUCUAUUAAUUAGUUAUUUAAUACAUAAAUUAAUAUUUUAAUACACAUUAUCCGACGACGCUCAUGUAACAUGUGGGAAAAUACUUCAAUUACGUAUUUUUAAAUUCUAUAUUUUGUACUACUAGUAUGUAAAUGGUUUAGAUAAUUUGUAAUUUAUAAUCCAAUAGGAGCUGAAUUCAGCGGUAAGUUGCCAAUAACGCCAGUGCAGCGACAACCAACUCGACGGCGACUUACUCGUUUUAUUAUUUACACUUUUUUCUUUUACAAACUUAUUACUCAAAUAAAUUUAUUUUGCAUUGCAUCACGGAAUGGUGUUCGAAGAAUUUGAUACCUUACUGUGUAAUUACUUACAUUUUGAGUAAAACUUAAUAAAGGCUUUUUUUUUAUACUUGAU